GAGAAGGAGGAUGCUGAGCGCCCGGAAAAGGAGACCGGCCGGCGCCAUGUGAGGGCCGACUUCCCCUGCGCCGUGCCCUCCUGCGCUUUCGUGCUGCGCACGGCCAAUGGCCCCCGGCAGAAGCAGGUGCUGGACGGCCGCGGGAUCUUCCUGCAAUCCCUGGCCUCGUCACAGAUGCUGGCGGCUGAGAACAACCACCUCUCCAUGCAGCCCAAGCAGCCGCCCGGGGAGCUUCGGCAGAUUGGCUUCUGCGAGGACCACGAGCUGGUGCUGGAGCGCCUAAGCCAGCCACGCUGGCCCUCCAAGGCGGAGUACGGCGGGCUCGGUGAGACGGAGGCGCCUUCCCCGCGCACGGCAGCGCCGGCCACGCCCAUAACGACGUUGCAGCGCACGAAGAGCAGCGCGCGGCUGAGGAGGGCCAAGGCAUCACCUCCUCCCCCAGACGAGGCCAUCAGAUUGGGAGACACCGUGUACCUCCGCGGCGACCGCGGCCUCUUCGAGGUGGAGGGUCAGGCCAUGCGCCUCGCGGCCGGCACCUCGCAGCUGGCGGAGCUCACAGUUCUGCCCUUCAUGGGCGCGGCACAGCUCGCCGACCCCUCCACGGACAAUGAGACACGGAAGUUGGCCAACGCCUGCACCUUCCGCGGCCGCGCGGUGAAGGAUGGGGACGCCAUCUGCCUGCAGGCAUCCACUGGCUGCUUCGUGGGGAUCUCCGGCACCCAGGCAGAUGGCGCCCCGGGCGGAGCGAUGCCGGCCUCGGCGCUGGGGCGGUGCUGGGUGCGCGCGGACUUCCAAGACCCAGCACCCAGCUGUGCCUUCGUGGUGCGCACCACGGGCCGAGAACCGCAGGUCUUGGCCCAGCGCGCCAUCUCGCUGCAGAGCUUGGCGUCAGCGCAGGUGCUGGUUGCGGAGGAGAAAGUUCAGAGUGCCCUCAUGCAGCCCAAGAACCUCAAAAGCCUUGAGCGCGCGCAGCUGAGCUUCGAGAAGAAGGCGGCAGAGAAACGCCAGGUGCCGCCGCAGCGGCCGGAGGGCCGGCUGCUGCGGUGGCCGGAGCCCCACGUGCGCGUGCGCCUGCCGCAGGAGGAGGGCGAAGGCACCACGCUGGAAGCCGCCGAAGCGGGCUGGGUCCAGGUGCGCUGGGACCAAGGAGGCGUGCGCAAACAUCGUGUGGGUGCUGAGGGACUGAAGUACGAGCUGGUGGUAGUCUCCAUGCCCUACAUCCUGGUGGCGAAUGCCUUCGGCAAGACCAACGGCAGCUAUGUGCGGGUCGGAGACUGCAACGGCUACCCCAAGUUCCGACAGUUGACGAACGGAGAUGCCAUCAUGUACUUCGAAGAUCAUUGGAGGAUCAACGCCCGAAAUGACGUGACGAGCUGGUGCUACCACCACCCCUCCGCUUCCACGUCCUCCUCGUCCGCCUUUGCACGGCCCCCGCUGGGCGCCUGGCCGGCGAAGGACGACGCGGAAGUUCCCCCGGCCAACGUCUCGGUGAUGCCCGCGGUCACCAAGGUGGUUGCAAGCCCCGCGCGGCGCAAGGCCAGUGCGCUGGAUGCGCUGCUCCAGCUGCCAGACGACUUCGCGACAGAUCGCCUGCAGCGACGCGCCUUGCGCCUGGGGCGCCGCCACUUCCCCCGCGGCGACGCCGGGGAAGUCGUGCGCUGGGCGAGUGCGGCGAAGGCGAAGCGCGAGGAGGCGUUGGAAUGCCUGGCGGAGCUAGCCGAAGAAGAUGAUGGAGACAACGAAGGUCAGCUGCUGCUGUUGGACGGCCUGCCCUUCCUCAUCCCGCAGGGGCAGGUGCCAGAAGUGGCAAAACGCCUCGGCUUUCCGGAGAUGGAGGCGCUGCUCUUUCGCUCCGACGAGCCUUUGGUGCUCUUCUUGGGCUCCAACUUGGAGCUCCAGCCGCACCAGACCUUGGAGGCGUGCUUCCGCUUUCCCAGCCGGUUGGUGAAGACAGCGAAGGAGGAGCCCUGGGCGGGGCGAAAGCGCUACGGGCAGUGCGCCGGGUACUUGGUCCAGGUGGACACCGGGCUGCUGCGGCAACAGAGGCUCAAGCCCAGCGAGGCGCUGCCGCACAAGCUGAUCAGCGGGCAGUUCCGCUGCGGGCGCUGCCAUCGAGUCCCGCUGCACAGCAAGGAGCAGACGCAGCAGAUCCAGCCGCAGCCCAGGUUUUUCAACCUCUUCGGGGUGGCGGAAGUGGCUGUCUGCCUGGUGGUGAUGGACCACUCCGCGAUGGCGCAUCAGCAGUGGACCUUGGUGAACUACUCCAUGUUGACCAUCCGACAGGCGCGUGUAUCUAUUUCGGAGCGAUCCGCGGAAUCUGCGCUGAACUAUGAGUUCGUUUCAAGGUCACCUGCGAACAUCUGGGCUCCAGCUGUGAGAGUGUCUUCCGCUUCUGUCCCCACCUUCCUCCGCCCGAUUUUUUCCCUCCCGCUUCGCUCGGCGCGUGAAAAACGCUCCAAGCGCGCGCUUGGAGCGCGCGCCAUGGUGCCCCCGCGGGUGGACUGGUGGACCACCCGCGGCGUCAACGGCGUCGGCGUGAACGGCGUCCACGGCGGCCUGGGGCCGCGCCCGGCGCGGUCCUCGAGUCCGGCGGGGAGCGGCGCCGCGCAAGCGAAGCCGCUGAUGCGGCUGCUUUCGCUGGCGCGGGAGCAGGAGAACAUGUGGGCCCAGUUGGUGACCAGCUCCAGCGCCAUGGAGGGCCAGUUGCAGGCGUUGCGGCAGGAGCACGAGAUGCUGAAGUUGGAGAGCCAGGCGCUUCGCCGGUGUCUGGACCGCGCGGGCCUGCUGCCGGCGCAGGAUUUGGAGCAGGAGCUGCGGCAUGCGGGCGCCGCCUUGGAGGCCGACGAGGUGCGGCCCCCGACCCCGGGCGCGGGCGGCGCCUCCCAGUUGGCGCUGGCGGCGAAGCAGCGCUCCGCCGCGCUGGCGGAGUUGGAGCGGGAGAUGCAGCCGACGCAGCUGCCGCAUCCGCAGCCUGUGCGGGAGAUGCGGGAGGUCGCUUCGCGCACCCCGUCGCGCACGCCCAGCGCCCCAUCCCCGGUGCGGCCGAGGGACCGGCGGGCGGUGAGCCCCCGGAACAGCCGCACGGAGUGCAGCGAGCGGGGGAGCUGGACACAGCUGGAUCGCGGCGCCAGCCCCCGGCGGCCCGUGCUCAUGGGGGGUCGGCGCUCUGAGCGGAUGGAGGACAGUCCAGAGGACGACGAUGGGCAGACCUUAAAUCAGGUCCUUGAGGCUUUCGAAGGGAAAGACGAGCAGCGGGCCAUGCGGAACCUGCAGCGGCUGCUGAAAGCGCCCGACCCCAUGGGCCGAUGGGAAGGCCCCGGGGGCCCGCUCAUCGCGGUGGCGCGCUUGGGCCGCUGCGACCUGGUGCGCCUCUUGCUGCGCGGCCGCGCCAACGUGAAUGACGCGGACGCCAAGGGGGUUACAGCAUUGCACAUCGCUGUCUUCGAGGGGAACAUGGAGCUGUGCAAGACCUUGCUCUUGGCCCGCGCGGACGUGGAGGCCACCGACCGCCACGGCCAGACCCCGCUCUUCUUCGCCCCGGCCAAAGAGAUCUGCCGCCUGCUGGUGGAGCGCCGCGCCGACGUGGGCGCGCUGAACCGCAAGGGCCAGACGCCGCUGCACCUCGCCGGCCGCGCCGGCUUCCACGAGGUGCUCAGCUGGCUCUCGGCGCGCGCGGGCAAGGUAGCGGAGCUGCGGGAUCACCACGGGAACACCGCCCGCAUGUACGGGCAGCAGGCGCUUGCCGCAGGCACCGGCUCGGGCGCGCCCAGCGCCGCCGGCUCCGCGCGGGCGGCGGCGCCGGAUCCGCGGGAUCCGCGGGAUCCGCCGGUGCCGCUGCCGUCGCAGUCGGCGCUGGUGAACGGCACGGCGCAGGAGUUCAAACUCUUCCAGGAGCCGGAGGAGUACGCGUUGAGCGUGCUCAACACCCCGGAGCCGUCUCCGGCGCCCUGCCCGUUGAAGGACGGCCGUCUGGUCACGGCGGCGGACGCCUUGGAGGCGGCCGCGCAGGUGGCAUCCGCCGCCAUCUCCGCCGCCGCCGCCGCCAUGGCGCCGCAGGAGCCCGUGACUGCGCCACAGUUAGAGGCUGAGGUGAAUGAGGAUCAGAGGAUCCACAAGCUGGACGAAGUCUUGGAUGAGUGCUGGUGA
Messenger RNA from Effrenium voratum, 4146 nucleotides. The record is from the annotation of a GenBank genome assembly. Lineage: Eukaryota; Dinophyceae; Suessiales; Symbiodiniaceae.